Molecule: messenger RNA, 3734 nt
Organism: Dreissena polymorpha
Lineage: Eukaryota; Metazoa; Mollusca; Bivalvia; Myida; Dreissenidae
Exons: 4
Coding region: 681-2132 (483 amino acids)
Source: RefSeq, a predicted model, not a curated record
UAACUUCGCUUUCAUCCGAGCAAAGUAGUUUAAGCACUUGCAAGUAUUAAGUUGCUUUUCAGGGAGGAAAUAUUCACGGGGAAAAAUAGUCGAAUAAUACAAAAAUUGUUGGAAAUUUAUCUUCCUAUGUCUUUUUAGUAGCGACCAAAUUUUGGUAUUAUUAUUAAGCGCCGAAUACGAACAGUAAAAAUUCAUAAUUAAUAUAGCUCAAUAGACAUUUAAACUACAUGUACAGCUACCUAAAUGCACGAUUAUCUGCGUUGAUUUUCAUCAGCCUUAUUAAUUAAGGCUUACUUUUCGUUGUCGACUCGACUCAUGUACUAUUUAAAUGUACCCCAGCUACUCUUCAGAAGUAUACUACAAUAUACCACGGGUACAUUAUCGUUGAAUAUUGAGCUACUUACCACGGUGCCUAUACCGCGUGACUUUUUAAGAUAUGUGUUGGGAGAAUAAAGCGCGACCCAGAUAAAAAAUUUAACGAUGCCUUGUUAAAUAUUUUACCAUGUUUCAGGGGAUAAAGUGGAGAGCCCGCUCAUUCGCUAUCCUAAAUUCAUGGACGUCUGCAAGAAGGCAUUGUGAAGAGCUGCUAUGUAAACUACCGACCAGAUCAGUUUAAGUCACGCCAAAACGGCUCAAAAACUAACUAUCUAAUCACCAGGCCGAGGAGGCGAACUGUAUCAAUGGCUGACGAAGGCAUCAGACGUGAUGAACCAGGAGAAGUCCUUAAACAGUUUCAAAAUGAACAAGCCUCUGCUGAGACUUCUACUUUAAUGAAUAUUCUGGGUUAUGGGCCUCACAUGCGACAGGCUCGGAUAGAAGCAUACAAGGCUUUUGACAGGCAUAUGACUGCAGAGGUGCGUGGUAUUGCAACGUGGAUCACCACGGGUAGCAAGGCUGAGGGUCUGACCAGCUAUCUGGAGAGCGAUGUAGACAAGUUGUUUGUUACAGAAAGUGUCAUCUGUUUAGAAGAUGAUGUUGAUUCAAGUAGCGUUCCUGUGGAGACAACCAUAUUUAGAUCCUGCAGUCGUAUUAGUUACUCCGGACACUGUAGACUGCUACUAGAGAGAUACGGUACAACUAUUCCUAGAAGCGUGUACAAUGCCUUGUGUGAUGAUGGAUUUGGUCGCGGACUGUUAAGCAGCGACUUAUAUAUUAAUCAGGGGUUGAACGUUAAACUGGAGGAAGGCACAGUACAACGUGAGCGUGCUGGACCGUCCUUGCCAAGAACAAUUAGUGAUCUUGAAUGCGAUACCGUGUCUGCGCUACAUUUUUACUGCCCCAGCAUCCUAACAAGAUGGGCGGCACGACAUCGCUACUGGCCAUCACCUGACGUCGUUAGGGAGGUUGUAUCACUUGGAGCAUUUGUUUCUCCUGUUGGGGUUAAAGGCAGCGAUUAUGAACCUGUUGAAUGGAGAAUGUGUUUUAACACCGGGGAAAACGUACUGAUAAAUAAUCUUAACGACACUCAGGUUAAAUUAUAUGUGCUAUUAAAAAUGGUGAAGAAAGAUGUAUUACAACCGCAAAAGAAGGAGGUGACAUCGUUCACGGUUAAAAACAUUGUAUUAUGGAUAGCAGAAAAUAACCCGCACUCAUUGUUUCAUGAAAGAAGUCUGUUUCACUGGCUUUAUGAAGGAUUAUAUGCGCUAAGAGUUGCUAUAGAUACGAAAGAGCAGCCUUAUUACAUGAUCCCAGGGCGAAAUCUAAUGGCAGCCUGCGCUCUGGAUCAUGAGCAAAAACGUUCUUGGAUAGCUACUAUUGAUGAAAUGAUUGAGGAAGGUCCCCGGAUGAUAUUGAGACUACCGAAGAUAAGACAAGCUAUAAUUGCUCACCCUGAGCCACUACGAUGGUACAGCGGGAGGAGGAUAGAGAUGGAGAUGUUGGUGCUGAUAUACGUGAACAGACAUGCCCUCGGCAUGGAUGUAGAGACGGAUGUUAUUAAGCAGGCACUAAUCAGACGUCAGUUCGAGAUUGAGAGGGAGGUUAGGAUGAGGAUGGUUAUGGAAGGGUGUCGAGUAAAUGAUUUCUCGUAUGAUUGGAGAAGCAUGUUGAUGUUAAAUGAUCACACAUAUCAAAAGACAUUUGACUUGCACCUGAAACUCACAUAUAUAGAGUUAUCGUCUGUUGGUAAUUAAUAGUUAUUGUUUGGCAGAAUACUUUAGAAAUGUAAUCUUCGUUAAGAAAACUGUUCAUAUUUACUUUUGUAAAAAAUGUUGUAUUAUUCUUACAAUGUAUAUGAAACGACUAAACGACAAUGUAAUGCUUAUUUAAAACAUUAAUCACAUUUAACGAUAACAUAAUGUUUAAACGCGUGGGCUCUCGUAUAGUCAGAUCUCCAUGAUGUCAUGUAUAGUAUGCUUGGCAUGCGUCCAUGAACGAGUUGUAACCCAAUGAACACUACGUUAAUGGGGAAGCAGGUUUAAUAUGUAUGUCAAUAUAAAAAAACAACACGCCAAUACUUGUCCAUUAAAUACAUAAAUGUGUUUUUACUUACACAUUAAACGCAUAUAUGGAAAAUUUGCAUCGAUACUACAAAACGAUGCACGCUAUUGCCUUGCUUUAUAGUAUCUUCCACGUCAUGACGGUGUAAAUUUCAAGAUUAAAGAGUUGUUUUUUUCAUCUGUGUAAUCAUAAGUGGUCUCUGUGUGAAUCAUGUUUAAAAUGAGAACUUGUACAUCAAGGUCAUUUUCCUCCUUGAUGUUUUUGCAAAAUCUCUCCACUGUAGACAGUUUAAAGCAAAUUACAUUGGUGUUUGCAUUCUUUGUUGCCUUUCGAUUUGCCUACGAUAAAAAGUCGAACUUCGUGGCUUGUGACUGUAAGUAGUAGUAAAUACUUUAAAAGAGCGAACAACUUCAGUGCCUUCAGUGCCUUGAUCUGUUACCAAAACUCACACUGAAAUAUGGCAAAAUGUACCACUUAGUUUAUAUGUAAGCAUAAUUAUUUGUGUUUUUGGUUCGAUGUUAAAAACAGUAACAACAAAAGGCAAGUUUAAACACAUGUUUCGACCUUUAAAGUCAACCGUAUAGUGAAUAAAAAUAACAAUCACAAACAUAUUUAUGUAAAGGCUCUAAAGUGAAAAAGGUAUUGGAAACAAUUAUCUUUUAACCCUCUUCCACUUAGAUACGUAUUCAACCCUUUACCACUUAGAUCCGCAUUUUGACGAAUUGUAGUCCCAUAGAAAGUUAAAUUUAAUUAAAUACCUUUAUUACUAAAUUCAAGUUUCAAAGGCUUCAUUUCCAACCCAUAGAUACUGAUGAGCAGCAAACAGCAUAAAACCUGAACAGACUGCCAGUUACUCGCAUGCUGUUAUGGUUUUAUGCUGUUUGCAUAUAGCCAUGUGCACGUUGCUUCUGUGUGGUAAAGGGUUAAACACAAUGUAUUGAGCAUAUGAAACACACACAACAACAAAUUGUUAUAGUUUGUAAAAAUGUAAAAGAGUGUUGUGUAAAAGUUUUUGUUUAAAAGAACAUUUUGAAAAAAUACCAGGUUUUGAACAUUUCAAUAUAUACUUUUGUACAAUAUAAAUGUUAAGGCAAUACAUUCUUAUUUUCAAAAUGGUGAAAGUAUUUACUAUGAAAUAAAUACUCUAAAUUGAUAAUUUAGCCACUAAGAACAUUUUUGCUCUAAAUGCUGAGUAGAACAAAUAUGAAAUUUCUGGGCGAAAAAGGUUCUAAGUGAUAUUUUUGCAAAUAACUUAUUUAUUUGCGAAAGUAAAAACAUGCUUAAAUUUGAUUAGA